This is a messenger RNA of Mastomys coucha (southern multimammate mouse), 2843 nucleotides long. It is a transcript of the gene Drc7, whose product is annotated as dynein regulatory complex subunit 7. Gene Ontology annotation, cellular component: motile cilium. The record is from RefSeq and is a predicted model, not a curated record. NCBI's taxonomy places the organism in Eukaryota, Metazoa, Chordata, Mammalia, Rodentia, Muridae. The coding region runs from base 69 to 2696 and encodes 875 amino acids. Gene Ontology annotation, biological process: flagellated sperm motility. The transcript is spliced from 18 exons.
CGUUACCAUAGAGACAAGCAACAGCUAGUAAGGCUCUUCUUGGAGGAUCCUCAUCUCUAGCUGUCAGGAUGGAGGUGCUGAGGGAGAAAGUGGAGGAGGAGGAGGAGGCUGAGCGUGAGGAAGCAGCCGAAAGGGCAGAACGGGCUGAAAAGGUGGAGAGAGUAACGAAGCCAGCCGAAGUGAGCAAAGAGGAAACCAUCAUGACCCAGGAUGAGCUUCGAGACCUGGAGGGGAAGCUAAUGGCCAUCGAGAUCCCUACCCCAGCUGAUCACACGACCUUAAGCCAGGCCCCCAUUGAUGUCUCCAAGCUGCCUCCUUCCUACACCACCAACUCACUGAAGGAGGAGCACCUGCUGAUGGUGGCGGACAACUUCUCCCACCAGUACAGCCACCUGUGUCCAGACCGCGUGCCUCUCUUCUUGCACCCACUAAAUGAGUGCAAUGUACCUAAGUUCGUGAGCACCACCCUGAGGCCCACACUGAUGCCCUACCCUGAACUCUACAACUGGGACAGCUGUGCCCAGUUUGUAUCUGACUUCCUCACCAUGGUCCCACUGGCUGAUCCCCUCAAGCCGCCCACACACUUAUAUUCCUCGACCACCGUGCUCAAGUGCCAGAAGGGAAACUGCUUUGACUUCAGCACCCUGCUCUGCUCCAUGCUGAUUGGCUCCGGCUAUGAUGCCUACUGUGUCAAUGGCUAUGGCUCACAGGACCUGUGCCUCAUGGACCUGACAAGGGAAGUGUGUCCGCUCACUGUGAAGGCCAAAGAGAUAAUCAAGAAGAAAGAGAAGGCAGUGCCUAAGAAAUACGCCAUCAAGCCGCCCCGGGACCUGACCAGCAGGUUUGAGCAGGAGCAAGAGGAGAAGAGAAUACAGGAGAUCAAGGAUCUAGAACAGAAGCGGCUUAAGGAAGAGGAAGAUCGCCUCCUGGAGGCAGAGAAAGCAAAGCCCGAUCACCUGCAUGGCCUGAGGGUGCACUCCUGGGUCCUGGUGCUGUCAGGAAAGCGCGAGGUGCCUGAGAGCUUCUUCAUCGACCCUCUGACUGGGCGCAGCUACAGUACCAAGGAUGACCACUUCCUGGGCAUCGAGAGCCUCUGGAACCACAAGAACUACUGGAUCAACAUGCAGGACUGCUGGAACUGCUGCAAGGACUUGAUCUUCGACCUGGGAGAUCCGGUGAGGUGGGAGUACAUGCUCUUGGGGACCGAUAAGCCUCACCUGUCCUUGACUGAGGAGGAAGAAGAAGGGCUGGAUGAUGAUGAUGAAAUGGAAGAGCUGGGCAAAGAAGAGGAGGAUAAGAGCUUUGACAUGCCGUCUUCGUGGGUCUCCCAGAUUGAGAUCACCCCAGAAGAGUUUGAGACCCGUUGCCCCAAUGGGAAGAAAGUGAUACAGUACAAGAGGGCACAGCUGGAGAAGUGGUCCCCAUACCUCAACAACAAUGGCCUGGUGUGUCGCCUUACCACCUACGAGGACCAACAGUGCACAAAGGUUCUGGAGAUAAAGGAGUGGUACCAGAACCGGGAGGAUAUGCUGGAGCUGAAGCAUAUAAACAAGACCACAGGCCUGCACGUGGACUACUUCAAGCCAGGCCAUCCCCAAGCUCUGUGUGUGCACUCAUAUAAGUCUAUGCUACCUGAGAUGGACCGCGUCAUGGAGUUUUAUAAAAUGAUCCGUGUGGAUGGCCUGGUAAAGCGGGAGGAGACACCCAUGACAAUGACUGAGUACUAUCAAGGCCGCUCAGACUUCCUCGCCUAUCGACACACCAAUUUUGGACCCAGAGUCAAGAAGCUCUCCCAGAACAGUGUGGAGUCCAACCCGAGGCCCAUGGUGAAAAUCACAGAGCGGUUCUUCCGCAACCCAGCGAAACCUGCGGAUGAGGAUGUGGCAGAGCGCGUGUUUCUGAUAGCGGAGGAGCGCAUCCAGCUUCGCUACCAUUGCCGCGACGACUACAUCACCGCAUCCAAGCGAGAGUUCCUGCGGCGCAUGGAGGUUGACAGCAAGGGAAACAAGAUCAUCAUGACACCAGACAUGUGCAUCAGCUACGAGGUAGAGCCAAUGGAGCACACCAAGAAACUCCUCUACCAGUAUGAGACCAUGAUUCACCUGAAGAAUGAAGAAAAGCUGUCCCGACAUCAGGCCUGGGAGUCAGAGCUGGAGGUGCUGGAGAUCUUGAAGCUUCGUGAAGAGGAGGAGGAGGCACAUACGCUGACCAUCUCCAUCUAUGACACCAAGCGCAAUGAGAAGAGCAAAGAAUAUCGGGAGGCCAUGGAGCGUGUCUUGCAUGAGGAGCACCUGCGGCAGGUAGAGGCCCAGUUGGACUACCUGGCUCCAUUCCUGGCUCAGCUCCCUCCAGGCGAGAAGCUAACCCGUUGGCAGGCGGUACGCCUCAAGGAUGAGUGUCUCAGCGACUUCAAGCAGCGGCUGAUCGACAAGGCUAACCUCAUCCAGGCUCGCUUUGAGAAGGAGACCCAGGAGCUGCAGAAGAAGCAGCAAUGGUACCAGGAGAACCAGGUAACCCUGACACCAGAGGAUGAAGACCUGUACCUGAGCUACUGCUCUCAGGCCAUGUUCCGCAUCCGAAUCUUGGAACAGCGGCUCAAUCGGCACAAAGAGCUGGCUCCACUGAAGUACCUGGCGCUGGAGGAGAAGCUCUACAAGGACCCACGCCUGAUAGACUUCGUCAAAGUCUUUGUUUGAUGGCCCCUCCUGGGACUGCGGCAGACCCUGCCAGGGAAUGGAGUCCCUCCCUUCUCCCCAGCCACUGUGAUCCUAUACCGGCCUCACUGCCACACUUUCUCCUUGUCCCUCAUAGCCCCCUCAAAUAAAGACACUUCCUUUUUGCCA